Messenger RNA from Durio zibethinus, 2996 nucleotides. RefSeq names its product protein transport Sec1a-like. The record is from RefSeq and is a predicted model, not a curated record. Lineage: Eukaryota; Viridiplantae; Streptophyta; Magnoliopsida; Malvales; Malvaceae. Gene Ontology annotation, biological process: vesicle-mediated transport.
GUUUUAACGCAUCGUUCCUAUUUUAUAGAGCGAAAUCCGGAAUUUGUUUGAACAUCAAAACCUUAUGGCCAUUCUCACACUGCGCCGUUUUUCUCUCAUCUUACACAAACGCAUGCACUUCUUCUCUUUCUAUUUUCUUUCAAAAUUCUUUUUUCUCAGAUAAAAGAGUUUUCUUAAUUAUUAUUUUCUAGAUCUGGAAAAUCGUCUUUUUUUGUUCGCAAAAUCGACAAAAUUAUAAUUUGCGAUGUCGUUGUCGGAUUCUGAGUCAUCUUCUCAUGGCAGUGAAAAAGAAUACAAGGUCUUUCGUCAGUUCAGCCGCGAUCGGCUAUUGUAUGAAAUGCUUGGAUGUUCGACAUCUGGAGGUUCAAAAUCGGCUUGGAAGGUACUCAUAAUGGAUAAGGUGACCGUCAAAGUCAUGUCUCAUUCGUGUAAAAUGGCAGAUAUCACCGAUCAAGGAGUUUCCUUGGUGGAAGACCUUUUCAGGAGAAGGCAGCCAUUACCCUCCAUGGAUGCUAUAUAUUUCAUCCAGCCAUCAAAAGAAAAUGUUGUCAUGUUCAUAUCCGAUAUGUCUGGAAGGGAGCCUUUAUACAAAAAGGCAUUUGUAUUUUUUAGUUCACCUGUUCCAAAGGAAUUUGUUAAUCACAUCAAAAGCGACACAAGUGUGUUGCCUCGCAUAGGUGCAUUAAGAGAGAUGAAUUUGGAGUACUUUCCUAUAGAUAGUCAGACCUUUUUGAUGCAGGGUUUUAUCACAGAUCAUGAAACAGCCUUGGAGGACCUCUUUAGUGAGGAAGCUGAGAAGUCUCGAAGAUUUGAAGUUUGUUUGAACACAAUGGCAACUCGAAUUGCCACAGUUUUUGCCUCGUUGAAGGAGUUUCCAAUUGUGCGAUAUCGUGCUGUCAAGUCACAAGAUACAUCUACAGCAACAACCCGCGAUUUAAUUCCUUCAAAACUUGCUGAAGCUGUUUGGAACUGUCUUUUGAAGUACAAAUCUAUUCCUAACUUUCCUCAGACUGAAACGUGUGAGCUGUUUAUCUUGGAUAGAUCUGUUGAUCAGAUUGCUCCUGUGAUACAUGAAUGGACAUAUGAUGCCAUGUGCCAUGAUUUACUUGAUAUGGAAGGAAACAAAUAUAUGCUAGAGUUUCCUAGCAAAUCAGGUGGCCCACCAGAGAAAAAGGAGGUCCUUCUAGAAGAUCAUGAUCCAGUUUGGCUAGAGCUUCGUCAUGCACACAUAGCAGAUGCAAGUGAGCGCUUGCAUGAUAAGAUGACCACCUUUAAAUCAAGGAACAAAGCUGCACAGGUUCAAAGCUCAAGAGAUGGUGGGGAAUUAUCUACGCGAGACAUGCAGAAAAUUGUGCAAGCUUUACCCCAAUAUAAUGAAAUAGUUGAAAAGCUCUCUCUGCAUGUGGAGAUAGCUGGAACAAUCAACAAACUUAUCAGGGAAAUGGGUCUUCGUGAGCUCGGACAACUAGAACAGGAUCUUGUUUUUGGAGAUGCUGGAGCAAAGGAUGUCAUCAACUUUCUGAGGACAAAGCAGGAUGCAUCUUCCGAAAAUAAGUUGCGUUUGCUGAUGAUUUAUGCAUCUGUCUAUCCUGAUAGAUUUGAGGGCGAUAAAGCUUCAAAGCUAAUGCAGUUGGCUAGAUUAUCGCCAGAGGAUAUGAAAGUUGUGAACAAUAUGCAAUUACUUGGAGGAUCAUCAAAAAUUAAAAAGGAAACCACUGGCUUCUCGCUCAAGUUUGAUGGCCAAAAGAAAAAACAAGCAGAAAGAAAAGACCGAACUGGAGAGGAAGAAACUUGGCAACUAUUUCGAUUUUAUCCCAUGAUAGAGGAGCUUAUUGAAAAUCUUAGCAAAGGGGAGCUGUCAAAGAAUGACUAUGCAUGUAUAAAUGAACCAAAGCCAACUGUUCAGGACAAAUCCCAAAGUGGCUCGAUGCGGGCAAUACCUACUCCAGCUGCACCUACAGAAAAAAGGCCCGCUUAUUCAAAGAGAUCAAGACGAACAGCAAUGUGGGCACGGCCUCACUCUUCUGAUGAUGGAUAUUCCAGUGAUUCAGUACUGAAGAAUGCAGCUGCUGAUUUCAAGAGGAUGGGACAGCGACUUUUUGUGUUUAUCAUUGGCGGGGCAACUCGAUCUGAGCUAAGAGUAUGUCACAAGCUCACAGCAAAAUUGAAGAGGGAAGUUGUCCUAGGUUCUUCUAGUUUCGAUGAUCCUCCACAAUAUAUUACGAAACUGAAGCUGCUGUCAGAAAAGGAUCUCUCCAAGGGUGCCCCACAACCCAACUUUUGGUGAGAUUGAAUUCUGGCUCGUAUGCUUUUGGCCAUCGCCGGCCAGCUGAGUACCUCAUUUUGGAGUUGAUUAAACUCUGCCAUUUUCGAGGAAGUAAGAUUAUACAUUGAAUGAUGAGCAAUUGAGCAAUUGAGCAAUUGAGUUGAUUAAAAAGUGCAUCGAAACGAUUGAAAAGAAGGCCCAUAUCACGUCUCUACAGUCAUGACCUCCUCUUGAAAAUACUGUUUGAUUCUCAGAGAGGCGACUCGUGUACUGUCUCCUUUUCAACUUGGAGUGGAGUCUUGUUGUUUGUUGUUCAUCAUGUUAAAGGAAAUUUUAUCACAAAAUUUUGAGGGGACAUUUGGAUGCCCCAGGGGAUUCGAAUACCCUUUAUGUAUCAAUUCAUUAUUUUCCUGAAGCAUUUAAAAUUUAAAUGUUUAAUUCAAGCAUUGUGGAAUUUAUAUGGAACGCCUCUAUUUUCCAUACUGUGAUAUUGACCUGUCUAGCUGGUAAACAAUCCAACUGGGAUAGAUGAUUCAUGAUUCAUGGCCAAUUGCACUGUAAGAUUAAAGCGAUAACCAUCCGUUCUCAGUCCAAGUAUUCGCUGGCAAAUUAUUUGCAGGCACAAUGUGGCUGGGCCACACGCAUUAACUUUGCGUUAAACAGUUGAACCCCCCUCCUAUGUUGAAAUGAAGUUCGGCUUGCUAUAGUGCCGAAUGCACGAUUCUUGAAG